Punctularia strigosozonata HHB-11173 SS5 is the source of this 2952-nucleotide messenger RNA. RefSeq lists its product as uncharacterized. The coding region runs from base 1 to 2952 and encodes 983 amino acids. Gene Ontology annotation, molecular function: protein binding. The record is from RefSeq and is a predicted model, not a curated record. The transcript is spliced from 3 exons. NCBI's taxonomy places the organism in Eukaryota, Fungi, Basidiomycota, Agaricomycetes, Corticiales, Punctulariaceae.
AUGUUCCGCACUCCCGUCAUAAAUGAUACAGAGCUUGACACGAAAAUUCUACAAUGGGACCUAUAUUUGAGGUGGACGCCCUAUGACAAUCCGGACUUCCAUGUUUUGAGGAAGGCCGCACAAUUGACGUUUACCAGAUACCUGAAGCAUGGGUCUUUUCACGAUCUACAGGACAGCAUAGUUCUUCAGGAACGCGUGUUGGACCACCCGUCAGUUCAAAAUGCGCACUCUUAUGGAUCCCUGGGCGCACUAGCCAUCGCUUUGGCAGAGCGCUGGUACCAGAUCUCGCAGGUGGAAGAUAUCCAGAGAGCCAUAUCUCUUCACGAGGAAGCUUUGGACUUGCACGUCACACCAGACGAGGAUAGGGCGUUGCUGUUAGGAAAUCUUGCCUUGACGCUCAUAUAUCAGGAUUUGUCCGAUGCUCAACCGCUCCGCAUUCGCCGAACGAUCUUCUUACUCCGAGAAGCCUUGGCCAUCUCUCCCAUUUGCAAUGACACGGCAGCGAUUCUCAACGCCAGGCUCGGCCGUGCUCUUGAACGGUUCUACUCAUGCUCAGAGGGACAGAUGAGCGAUCUGGAUGAGGCGAUCUCGGUCUGUAGGAAGGCAGUUGACCUUCUUCCCGCAGGCCAUGUCGAUCGGCCUGAGGCCCUGAUGUCUCUUUCGAAUGCUAUCGGCCGGAAGGAUGCCAAAAGCCGGGGCCCAGGCGCGGAAGAGUGCCGUUUCUUGUACCGUCUAACUCUCGACGAGAUGUCUCCCACCCACCCGCGUCGCGUAUCAUGCCUCUCAUCCCUAGCGUAUCUGCUGUGCAUAGCAUACGACACCAAGAGGGGGAGUAGAGCCGACCUUGAUGAAGGCCUUCAAAUGUGUCACGAAGCUAUGGCCUUGCUCGAUCCCGCGCACCUGAUAUAUCCGGCCGUCGUCGGCCGGCUCGGUGUGGCAUUGUCAUGCCGUUUCUCAUAUUUCCCGCAAAAUCGAGAGGACCUGGACUACAGCAUCCUGUUGCAUGAGAAAGCGAUGCAUGCAGAUCCCCUCUCAAGCGCAUCGCGGUAUAUCCAUGUGCACAAUCUCGCACAUGCACUUGAAAUACGCUAUAACAAGUUCAAAGAUGUAGCCGAUCUGCAGCGAGCAAUCGAGCUGGGUCGAGAAGCGCUCGAACUUUGCCCACCUGGCCAUCCCGACCAUCAUUACAGCGCUGGGGUCUUAUCUCUACGCCUCAUACUUCAUCCAUCUGUCUCAAUUUCAGCGAUUGACGAGAUGGUGGACCUCUUCGCUGCGAUCUUGCGAGACGAGUUCGAGCCCACGCGUACAGGCAGAUCUACUCCACUCAAUACCACCGCUCGCCUCUUUCAUGCUCGAUUUCUACGUUCUGGAGAGCCCAGUGACUGGAGUCGGUGUAUGGAACUCUUUGAGGCUGCGACAGCAGAUCCGUACUCCGACUACGUGGAACGAUUCGAGGCAGCAAAGGAAUGGAUCACCGUAACACAGUCCUCGAACUCGACGGAAGCCACAAUGAAGGCGUAUCAGAUGGCCGUUGACAUAUCGCCUCAUCGCAUUUACCCUGCGCUGGACCUUUCGUCACAACUGGACAAUCUCAAGCGCGAGUUCGCGUCCGUCUCGUGCGAUGCAGCUGGGUGCGCGCUGGCAUUAGCAGAUACUCUCCGAGCAGCAACCAUGCUCGAACAGGGCCGAGCUACAUUCUGGUCGCAACGGCUCCAGCUUCGAUCAUCGUUCAAAGGUCUGCCCCAGGAGCUCGCUGACCGGCUUUUUGAAUCCUCCAGGAAGAUGGAGGAGUAUACCGAUUUGAAGCGAUCCCCCAGUGCAUCCGGAGAGCAAAAGCUGCUUCAGCAGCGAGCGCAACACGAAUCCUUUCAGCAGCUAGUCAGAGAAGUCCGCACCUAUCCAGGUUAUCACGAGUUCCUGCAACCACCUGGGAACGACUCGCUCGUCAAAGCUGCGGAGAAAGGGUCCUUGGUCAUGUUGCUUUCCAGCCGACACUAUGGUUCCUUUGCGAUAAUUAUCCGGCACCAUUCCUCUGUUGCGGAGCACAUACCCUUCCCUUCCCUUGAUUUUGAUGACUUAACAAAGAUGGCGGGGUCAUUCCAACACAGUGUACGGCGAGUCCGUGAGGAAUGGCGCAGUGAAGCACGAGAGGGACACUUCCGCUUGAAGCUUGACAAACGCAGAUUGGUUCCUGAAGAGGAACCAGACAUUAUGACACGCCUGUGGACGACGGUUGCUGAGCCUAUCAUACGCCGCCUUGGAUUGAAGAAAUGUCCCUCGUACGAUACUCGGCCACGAAUAUGGUGGUGUUGCGCUGGGCCCUUCGCAUCACUCCCCAUCCACGCCGCGGGAAGGGCAGGCGUUAACGCAGAAUACCUCUCAGACUACGUUCUUUCCUCCUACGUCCCUACAAUCGGUUGUCUCACCCAGGCAAGGAGUUAUGCGCACUCCAUGCCAUUGGAGGUGAAGAAGGUUCUAAUCGUUGCAGAGCCGGAAGUCGAGGGUCAGGUUCCUCUCCCAAAUGCUAUCGCCGAGCGCCAGAUAAUUUACAAUAAGCUUCGGGAGAAAGGCGUGCCCUUGUCAUCACAGCCAAAGCCUCUCGCGAGGCAGCGUUUGACGGAUAUCCUGCGAGACAUGGAAGAUGCGUCCAUCGUGCAUCUCGCGUGCCAUGGACGUCAGGAUCCCGACGAGCCGUUAUCGAGCGGGUUCGUGCUACGGGAUGGUCGGUUAACCAUAUCCGAUGUGAUUCGACUCAAACUCCACAACACCCACUUCGCGUUCCUCGCUGCCUGCGAGAGCGCUUCCGGGGAUCGCGAGCAGCCCGAUGAAGCGAUACACCUAGGUGCAGCCAUGCUGUUCAUGGGCGUAAAGAGCGUAGUAGGAACAUUAUGGCGAGCAUCUGCUCUUCAGUCAUCACGAGCGAAGCUGAUGGCUUUGCAGGUCGAUGGAUGA